Oldenlandia corymbosa var. corymbosa is the source of this 2141-nucleotide messenger RNA. NCBI's taxonomy places the organism in Eukaryota, Viridiplantae, Streptophyta, Magnoliopsida, Gentianales, Rubiaceae. The record is from the annotation of a GenBank genome assembly.
CUGUCAUCAACGUUUUCCUUCCAGCUUGGUCUGUAACAAGAUAUGUGUACCUCCAAGAAUCUUUUGACUACCAUUUUUAGUAAUGAAAGUUUUCUAGAGAAAAGCCCAAAACUUCUGUACCCAUAAAGUUGAGAAGAAACAAAAACACCCAUUCAGGCUUUUAGUGCAUUCAAAAAAAAGUUCAGACUUUCAGAACUUUAGGGUGAAAAGAGAAGGAGUUUCCCCGUAAGUUACUGAAAGAAGAAACAACCCAAUACUUAGAAAUCGAAAGUGAGUGGAAAUCUGAAGCGAAAAGAUGGGUUCUUUGGAGAAAUUAUUCGAAGUUUCGAGGCUGUUUGAAGAAAAACAAGGUGUGCUUCUGGAAAGGGCGGACAAGGUAAUGGUUGAGUAUAAGGCAGCUGAGGACCAUUUCAAAAUGGUGGAGGAUCAUUGUCGUUUAUGUUACGCCGAACUGAAGUCAAAAGAGAAAGAUUUGAGGAGUAUUCAAAAAUCAGUGAAACAGAGUUAUGCAGAGCUUGAUUUGAAGAAAAGAUAUGUAGAGGAGGGGUUAAUGAGACUGGAUCAGAAAGAAAAGUAUCUGAAAGGGGUUUUGCGAAAAAUCGAAGAUGGGGAAAUGGAAUUUGGGCAUAUGAGGGUUGCUUUUGAUGAACUGAUGGGGGUUGUUGUAGGGAAAGAGAAGGAACUCGAAAAUCUGUUUGAAGCCCUUAAAAUUAUGCAGAACCUGGUGGUGAAAAGGAAGCUGGAGCUAGAUUCAAAAGAGAAAUUGUUCCUGCGCCAAGUGGAGAAAAGGGAAAAGGAGCUUGAUUCAAAAGAGAAGUUGAUCCAGAGUCAAGUGGAGGAAAAGGGGAAGGAGCUGGAUUUGAAAGAAAAAAUCCUGGAGAUAAGGGAAGCUGAAAUUCAUUUGAUGAUGGAGAGAAAGCGAAAUGAGAUUGAUGCAGAGGAGAACAGAUUGGCGAGAAGGUCAAAUGAGCUCGAUUCCAAAGAGAAAUAUUUGUUGGGAAGAGAAAAAGAAAUGGAGAAACAACUUGAGGAAAAGGUGGGUGUUUUGGAAAGCAACAAUCUGGAAGAUGCAGUGAGUCAAACUCACAGUGGAGAAGUGAUGAAACCCGGAAGAGAAGUUGCUUGUCUUUUGGACGAAGAGAUGAAAAUGGAAGAUAUUAGCAGCAAGCUUGCUAUAAUACAAGUAGAUGACCUUCGAAAAUCAGUUGCUAUAGUUGCUGAGAAGGGGAAAUUAGCUGGAAACAUCGGUGCCGGAGAGAUUUGGGCGUGUUUUAAAUCAUUCAAUACCACAGAUAGUCUGCCAAGAUCAUAUGCUAAAGUCAUUAAGGUCAUUGACAACGGUGGACAAGUUUGGGUUGAAGUUGAUUGGCUUGAACCUAGUCCUGUUCAAAGAGGUCAGGAGGAAUGGAUAGAGGCCGGAUUGCCGGUAACUUGUGGUAAGUUUGACCCUGGGAGAAGAAGUGUUAUAUCUCCCACUCUAUUUUCUCACCCAAUGCUGUGUGCUCGAUAUGAUCCUUGCAUCAUAAUUCCCGGUGAAGGCGAAACUUGGGUCUUCUACAAGAAUUGGGAUAUAGGUACAUGGAGUACUAAUCCUGGAUUGCAUAGACAUUGCGAAUAUGAGGUUGUCGAAAUUCUGCCAUAUUAUAAGGAUGCAUCUUCAUCUCCGGGCGUUAAAGUUGCUUACUUGGAGAAGAUCAGAGGCUCUUUGAAAUCAUUUAAGAGGAGAAGUGAGAGUUACAAUGACUCAUUGCUCAUAGACAUUGAGAACUUAUACAGCUUCUCACAUAAAGUGCCCUCCACCAAAAGGAUCUACAUUGAUGAAGAAGGUACACUUUGCUGCGAGUUUGACCUUGACCCGAAGUGCUUGCCUCUAGAGCUCCAAUGAAUAAUGCAACUGAAAGAUUCGUAGUUGAUUGUGGGAAAUGAACUUCUGGUAGAUCUUUCGAGUCUUAAUUAAUCUUUAGGCUUCUUAACUAUUUUUCUGGUAUUUAGUUUCUUUUCAGGCUGGUAAACCUAUGUAGUUUUUGUGCUUGUUCACUGGUCUUUGGUCUUGUUUUCUGCCCUUUUCGCUGAACUAAACUCUAUGUACCAAAUGAACAAUGAGUCAAUGACCAUGAAAAUGAAUUAACUCUCGUUGCUGC